Messenger RNA from Penaeus monodon (black tiger shrimp), 414 nucleotides. RefSeq lists its product as uncharacterized. NCBI's taxonomy places the organism in Eukaryota, Metazoa, Arthropoda, Malacostraca, Decapoda, Penaeidae. The transcript is spliced from 4 exons. Bases 64 to 399 code for a protein of 111 amino acids. The record is from RefSeq and is a predicted model, not a curated record.
CACGACUUCACACCCUGUAGAAGUUCAAGUGUCACUAUUGCAUAGUGAGUCGCCAUUGUCAUCAUGAAGGAGCUGUUGAUGCUGCUCGCUCUCGCGGCCGCCAUGGUGGCGGUUCAGGCUUGCAGGGAAAAAAGUGAAUGCCACGAGCUGAUGCACGAUGUGAUGCAUAAAGACAACAUGAAGGAAAUUAUAGGAAGCUGUAUGGAGGAAAAUGGAAUCGUCCCUGAUAUAGGUCGACGAUCUGGUGGCCGCAGACAAAAGAGAAGCCCUCAUAUGAUGCGAUUCAUUUCACGUCUUCCUGAAGCAAAUCAAACAGCCCUAGCCGAGUGUAUCUUCGAGAAAGAAGGCCUUCUCACAGUGAGUUUCCUCUUUAUAUAUUUAAACUUUACACCAAUGUAAAAGUUUUGGUAGCAG